Messenger RNA from Cavenderia fasciculata, 4257 nucleotides. RefSeq names its product gephyrin (gene gphn). Lineage: Eukaryota; Evosea; Eumycetozoa; Acytosteliales; Cavenderiaceae. The record is from RefSeq and is a predicted model, not a curated record. Gene Ontology annotation, biological process: molybdenum incorporation into molybdenum-molybdopterin complex; Mo-molybdopterin cofactor biosynthetic process. Gene Ontology annotation, molecular function: molybdopterin molybdotransferase activity. The transcript has 7 exons. Gene Ontology annotation, cellular component: cytoplasm; cytosol. The coding region runs from base 1 to 4257 and encodes 1418 amino acids.
AUGGAACAAAUAAUUCAUUACACACAUAAAAGUGAUGACUAUCAUCAACAACCAUCACUUCAUUUUAUAGAGAUAGUAUGUCAGUUAUCUAUAGAAAGAGAAGCAAGAGAAUUGGAUAAAAAGGGUUUAUAUCCAACACCUAUCAACAAGAAAGAAAAGAUUUCAACAUCAAAAGCUAAACUUCAAUACAGACAGUACUUCAACAACAUUGAACAACGUGAUACUGAUACUUUACAAAGAUCAUCAGUAUUAGUACCAUGGCUACUUUAUCUUAUCUACAUAUGUCAAUACCCAACUAAAGCUUUAAGAAAGAGACUUGGUUUUAACAAAGACAUAGAGAAAGAAGAGUAUUUCCAAGAUAAUGAAUUACUUGUUCAUUGGUUCAAUAGACUCGAUUGUACUGAUAGACCAUCAGUAAUGAAUGAAAAGAUUUAUUCUAUACUUUGUUCUUUAAUGACAAUGUAUUCAUUACCAAAAGAAACAUACAAAACAUUUUAUACAAUGUUGGAUUGUGAACAAAGUUAUCAUGCCAAAUUAAUUGUUGUUGAUACUAUUGAAAGAUGUAAGGUGGCACUUGAACAUAUCGAUAGAGAUGCAUUUCUAUCUCUGUUGAGUAGAUAUUUGAUGGAUACAAACCUCGAAAUACGAUCACGAUUAUUUGAUCUAAUCACAACCAACCAAUACAACGUCGAAGAACAGGUACUACAGAGAUUAGAGUAUGGUAUCGAAACUAAUUCAUUCAUUCUUGGGUCUCAAUCAAUUUUGUCAACUGUCAUUCCUUUGAUUUCACCAAUUAAUAUAUCAAAUAGAUUACUUUUAAAAUCAAUGAAUAGAAUAAAACUGAUAAGUGAUGGUGACCACCUUGCCAAGGUAGUUGCCUAUUUUAUGGAUAUUGGAAAACAUAUUGGAUUUAAAAGGUUUAACAAACAUCUAUUUAAAUUGAUGGAAUAUUAUAAAUCACAAUACCCACCACCACCAUUACGAAUACUCUGUAUUAUAUUGAGAUCAUUACAAUCUCUUCUUCUUCUUUUACAAUGUUCAAAACAUGGUAGUGGUUGUGGUGGCGGUCAAGACAUAAAGAUUUAUAAUUGUAUAAUAAUGAAACAUAUAGUUAGAAUGAUACAAUCAGAAGGACAUGGAGUACAUUCUAUCCUACCUAUACUAGCCAAGAACGCACCAUCAUACUAUACCUUUUUACUUGGACCUUUGUUUCAGAUUGUUCCUUUAUCGUUGGAGUCAUCAACUAUGUUGACUGAAAUCCUAAGAUCAAAGGUUGCCAAACAAGGUAUUACACAAGAGACUGAACAACUCUUUCUUGAACUGGUGCAGUUAGAGUGUGGAGAAUCAAAGAUACUUGCCAAGUACCCACCACCAAACCUAUCUCAAGUAAUUGAAAUGAUAGAGAUUAUGAAAGCAAGAGGAGGUGGAAUAUCAAUCAUCCCUACCAAAGAGACGCAGGUUAUCUUGGAGUAUUGUAUAGGCGAGGAGAAUAGAGUGUAUACAAUGUGGAAAACAAAGGUUAGAUUUGUAGACAAUCAAUUGGUUAUAGUUUACAGUAAGACCCUAUUCAACGCCUUUUUGUUGUCAACUCAACUUGCUUCCAUCAAUACAGAGUUGUUGCCACAGACACAUAAAAACCAAGAAACCUCCUUUACCAUUUUACCAUUGGUUCAUGCACAAUGGGAAUAUUUAUUUGAAUCAAAUCAUGGUGGUGGAAUGUAUGUACUAUUACAAUACUAUAAACAACUCAUUCCAGUGUGCAUACAAUAUUUUUUUCAUAUGACCAAGACUUGCGUUAUCAUGGAAUGGAGAAAAUCAAGACCCUAUGCCUACUCUUUUUGGAAAAUGCUUAUAUUGAUUUACGAAAACAAUCAAGAACCUAUUGUUAAUGAUAUGUAUAAAUUAAUCAAUCAAUUUAUACCAGAACCACCACCCGAUGAACAAUAUCAAAUCCAACAUUUUAAUCAAUUCCUAAUCGAAACGCUAAGUGAUAUGGUUGCAAUAUCUUUUAGAGUAGAUUAUAAUAUGUCAUCGUUUAUGAAUAUAUUUUCAUCAGCUGCACCUACAACAACAAUAACAACCAAUACUGCUUCAAGCAGUACAGAUACAACUACACCAUCAACACCAUCAGCUUCAACAACUAUCAACACUAGCACUCAUGAUAAUCAACAACAUAUAGUCGAAAGUAAUAUAUGGAAUAUAGGAGUAUUGACUAUUAGUGAUCGUGUUUCACGUGGACAAGCAAUCGAUCAUAGUGGUCCAGAGUUGAUAAACUUGAUAAAAGAACAGCUCAGUCUAUUGGCUGCUGCAACCAACAUCACAGCACCCAAGAUACAAACCACUUACAAGGUAGUCGCUGACGAUGUGAAUGGUAUUCGUGCCUAUGUCAGUCAAUGGGCAUCACAAGGUUUUAGAAUGAUCAUGACUACUGGUGGAACAGGCUUUAGUGAAAGAGAUGUGACACCAGAAGCUAUCAAACCUCUUCUCCACAAAAAGGCACCAGGUAUGGUCAUUGCAAUGAUCAACACUAGUCUAUCGGUCACUCCCCACGCCAUGCUCAGUCGUCCAGUGGCUGGUAUGAUCGACUCGACAUUGGUCGUCACCUUCCCAGGUAGUGCAAAGGCUGUCAGAGAAAACUUUACUGCACUAUUACCUGCUCUUCCACAUGCACUUUCAUUACUCUCAUCCUAUUCAUCUGCUUCUUUACCUGAAAGUCAUAGAUCAAAAGAUUAUAAUCCAUCAUCAAUUAGUAAUACUUCAUCUCCUCAUCAAUCAACCAAUUUUUCUUCUUCUUCUUCAUCUCCAUCAAUAACUCAGAGUCAUAGUGGAUGUGGAGGUCAUCAUCACAGUCAUGGACAUAAUGUAAAUAAUCAGCAACAACAACAACAACAACAUAGAUCAUCAUGUGGAGGAAAUCAUAAAAGAGGAUCAACAUUUCCAAUGAUUGAUGUUGAUAUAGCAAUUGAUAUUAUAUUAAAACAAUGUGAUGAUGUAUAUAAAAAUGAAAAUGAAAAGUAUGAAUCAAAGGCAAUCAUGGAAUCGGUUGGGAUGAUCGUAGCAGAAGAUAUUCAAUCACAGAUUGACUUUCCACCAUUCCGUGCAUCCAUCAAAGAUGGUUAUGCAAUCAGAUCAAAGGAUGGAGCUGGAGAAUAUAUCAUUAUUGCUAGUAGUCUUGCUGGUGGUGGUGAUGCUCAUAAAUUACAACCAGACAACAACAACAAUGACAAUCAAAAGAAAUGUAUUAGAAUUACAACAGGUGCAAUGAUACCGGAUGGAUAUGAUGCUGUUGUCAUGGUUGAAGAUACAGAAUUAAUCAAAUCUACGGCAGAGGGUUCGAAAGAGGAAAGAGUAAAUAUUGAGGUAUCAGUACCAGUGGGAUGUGAUAUUCGCCCAAUUGGUAGUGACAUUAAAAAAGGAGCAGUUGUUAUUAAAAAGGGUGAAAAGAUUGGUAGUGCAGAGAUUGGAUUACUCGCAACACUUGGACACACACAUAUCAAGGUGUAUGGUCAACCACGUAUCACAAUCAUAUCGACCGGUGAUGAAUUGACACAAUUUGAUACCGAGGAAAAGGAUAUCAAGAAUGGUCACAUUAGAGAUUCAAAUUCACCAACACUUGCAUCGGUCGUUGAAGAAGUAUCACAAAACUUUGGUCGUAGUGGUACUGCUUCCAAUGUCAAGCAGUAUGGUAUUGUUCCUGACCGUCUCGAAGAUUUGGAACGUGCACUCGUUGAUAGUGCUGCCACGUCUGAAGUCAUCAUCACUAGUGGUGGUGUCUCAAUGGGUCAGUUGGAUCUAGUCAAGCCACUUCUCGGCAAGCUUGGUACUGUUCACUUUGGACGUGUCAAUAUGAAGCCUGGUAAACCCCUCACAUUUGCAACCAUUGAACGUGACAAUGGCAAAAAGACACUUGUCUUUGCUUUGCCCGGUAACCCUGUCAGUACUAUGGUCACAUUCUACCUAUUUGUCGUACCAGCAUUACGUAAGCUCUGCGGACACUCUAACCACCGUCUGCCACUCGUCCAAGCAAAGUUGGAUGAUCGUAUCAGAAUGGAUCCAGAAAGACCAGAAUACCAUCGUUGCAUGAUCAAGUUUGACAUGGAUCAACACUGCUUUAUCGCCAACAGCACUGGUUCUCAAGCUUCAUGUCGUCUACUCAGCAUGAAACGUGCCAAUGCUCUUUUAGUCAUUCCUCAAAAAGAAGGUUACCUUGAAAAAGGAUCAUCUCUAAAUGCAAUUAUUAUUGGUCCUCUUGUAUAA